Messenger RNA from Penicillium subrubescens, 1191 nucleotides. Its product is annotated as putative pectin methylesterase. NCBI's taxonomy places the organism in Eukaryota, Fungi, Ascomycota, Eurotiomycetes, Eurotiales, Aspergillaceae. The coding region runs from base 1 to 1191 and encodes 396 amino acids. The transcript is spliced from 2 exons. Gene Ontology annotation, biological process: cell wall modification. The record is from RefSeq and is a predicted model, not a curated record. Gene Ontology annotation, molecular function: pectinesterase activity.
AUGCUUCGCUUGUACAUUACAGCUGUCUUCGCGCUCUUGUGGCACGCUGCUAGCGUCCACAGUGUCGCUCUCAAUCACGUCUCCCGCCAGGAGUGCCAGGCAACAGGCAAUCACUGUCCAAAGGGGACUAUCAAGGUCUCGGCCUCGGACAAGCAUGCCGAUUUUACCACUAUCCAGGCUGCCAUUGAGUCUCUGCCAAAUGAUACUUCUACUCAGACUAUCCUCAUCCUCGCUGGUACAUACAAGGAGCAAGUGAAUGUUACCCGUGCGGGUCCAAUCACUCUACUCGGUCAGACCGAUGCUUCUACAGACGCUACUAAGAACAAGGUGACUAUCACCUGGGCGGCCGCAAACAAGGAUAAUACCGGCAAGAGCGUGGACAAUGUGUACUCGAGUGUCCUUGUUGUCUCUCCCACCCUCAACGCCAGUCUGACCGGCUCUGGCACGACGGGCUUCCCGGUGCCGGAUGAUACGCCCUUUGGCAACAAGAACUUCCGUGCAUACAACAUAGAUUUCACCAAUACCUGGGCUGAGUAUAGCGAUGGACCCGCCCACGCACUGAGCUUCAGCCGUGCCAAUGGUGGCUUCUACUACUGCGGUUUCUAUUCCUACCAGGACACGGUCUACGUCGGCAAACUCGGCAACGCCUACUUCUACAAAUCCAUCCUAGCCGGCCAAACCGACUUCCUCUACGGCUUCGGCACAGCCUGGAUCCAAUCCUCCGACGUCCUCCUCCGCGGCUGCGGCGGCGGCAUAACCGCCUGGAAAGGCACAAACACAACCUUCACCAACAAAUACGGCGUCUACAUUGUGGACAGCAACGUCCGCGCCGCAAACACCUCCGUCGCCCCCAGUAUCGUCGGCGCCUGCGCGCUCGGUCGACCUUGGAACUCGCAGCACCGGUCCAUCUUUGCGAGGACGUACGAGGACGCCAGUAUCAAGGCUAGUGGGUACAUUGACUGGAUAGUCUCGGGCGUGGCGAGGUAUGAGAAGAAUGUUACGCUUAUGGCGGAGUAUCGGGUCUCUGGACCGGGGUUUAAUGCGACGGGACGGGCGGCGGGUAAUGUUACUACUGUUUUGGAUAGGGAUGGGUUUGAGCCGUAUAGUGAGCCUAGGAAGGUUUUCCAGAAUCAGGAGGGUGUGUUUGGGGAUGUGCAGUGGAUUGAUUGGGAGACUGUUUAUGCAAAGUAG